This is a messenger RNA of Bombyx mori (domestic silkworm), 731 nucleotides long. RefSeq names its product transcription factor 2B (gene Bug22). The record is from RefSeq and is marked provisional. Gene Ontology annotation, biological process: positive regulation of cell motility; regulation of cilium beat frequency involved in ciliary motility; cilium assembly. Lineage: Eukaryota; Metazoa; Arthropoda; Insecta; Lepidoptera; Bombycidae. Gene Ontology annotation, cellular component: ciliary basal body; motile cilium.
AAUUCUCGUGCUUGUUGUCGAUCUGUCAAAACCACUUCCAAACCGUGAAUUAUUUGUUUAUUGAUUAAACACAAGUUGUUAAUCAUCGUUUAAAUGUAAGAAUAAACUUUAGAACCAAACGAACUAAAACAAAAAUGUUCAAGAAUACUUUUCAGUCUGGUUUCCUAUCGAUUCUUUACAGCAUAGGCAGCAAACCUUUGCAAAUUUGGGACAAAAAAGUUCGCAAUGGGCACAUAAAGAGGAUAACAGAUAACGAUAUACAAAGCCUGGUGCUCGAAAUCGUGGGAACGAACGUCAGUACCACGUACAUAACAUGCCCGGCGGAUCCAAAGAAGACCCUUGGAAUAAAGUUACCUUUUUUGGUUAUGAUAAUAAAAAAUUUAAAAAAGUAUUUCACUUUUGAAGUUCAGGUGCUUGAUGACAAAAACGUACGUCGAAGAUUUCGAGCCAGCAACUACCAGUCUACAACAAGGGUUAAGCCGUUCAUCUGUACUAUGCCCAUGAGGUUGGACGAAGGCUGGAACCAGAUACAGUUCAACUUGGCUGACUUCACACGAAGAGCUUACGGCACUAACUAUGUUGAGACCUUAAGAGUCCAAAUACAUGCAAACUGCAGAAUAAGAAGAGUUUAUUUCUCCGACAGAUUGUAUUCAGAAGAUGAGCUCCCAGCAGAGUUCAAAUUGUUCCUUCCAAUUCAAAAUAAAGCCAAAGUAGCAGCAGCAACUUAAACA